AGGACUUCCUCCAGGAAAGAAGGCUGAAAAGCUGCACCGACGCCUGGCUGAACAAAUGGCGAUAAAAUCCUGCAGAAACAGUGCGUUUUGUUAGAAGUGUAGUUGCUGAACCCGCUGGUGGAGCUGUCGACGCCGUUUCAUUGGCGGCAGUUUGAGGAAUAAUUCGCAUAAAGUCGGCGUGUCAUUGUUAUCAGGCAGACCUCAACCGUUCCACCCUGUCAGGCUUCCCACCUGUGAGACGGCUGAUGUCAGGAGCCUGGGAUUUUAAUCUCUAUCACACACACACACACUCCCCACACACACACACAUACACUCCCACACACAUGCUCAGGUGACAACUGUUCAAACCUCAAUAUUAGAUGUCAGAACUCCGGCUAAAAGUCACGGCUGUCAAGUCUUUUGGCAGGUUUGCUUCGCCACGGUUUCAAUGUUUACUGCACCUUUCGAUUUAGCAGCACUGUAACACACAGGCUGUCUACAUUACUGAAGCUCUUUAUUCUCAAAUCCAUCUUCUUAUUGCCUCUACUCUAUGGAGGAUUGAGCUCAUAACCGAGUGCAGAAGCUAAUUUCCACACUUCGCCAGCUUAUACAGUGCUUCAUAUCCUCAUUAUUUAUUCAUGUAUUCACAGCAGUGCACAAAGGGUCAUCAGCUUUCCAUACUAAUGCAAACACCUGUUGCUGCACAUGCCAGUUACCAACACACUCUCAGGCCUAUGUUUAGAACAGUUUAGCUUUAUGUAAGCAGUCAGCACUGUCUAGGCAAAUGGCUUCCAUUUAACCUCUGUCCGCUAGCAAAGAAUUGUAUCCCAAAAUGCAUCGCAGCCUCCUGUAACUCAGGGGCCUGUCACAGAUACGGUCUGGCCUCUGGGUGGGCUGCAGGUGAGGGCUUAGCGGUGGCAGACAAUCAAACCCUUCAGUCAUGCUGUCCGGGGUGCAGCCAUGCUUCCAGUUGCUUCGCAUCGGUUCGUCGGCCUCCGACUCGGCGCGGGACCUGUACACGUUCAGGCCGGUGCAGAGCCAGUCUGUGUUCCGACUGGGCCGGGCGGCGGAGCUGUGUGACGUCACGCUGGACUCGUCGUCUGUGUCACGGAUCCACGCCGAGCUGCAUGCGGAGAGGGAGGCAGGCGACGGUGACGCGGCGCCGCAGGAGGAGGGCUGGAGUGUCCACAUCAAGGACAGGAGCAGUCAUGGCACCUGGGUCAAUGAGGUCCGCCUCCAGCCUGGCAUCCAGUGGGAGCUCUCAGAUGGCGACACGCUGACCUUCGGUGGCCAGUCGGCUCCAGGGAGCCCCGAGUUCUACUUCCUCUUCCAGAAGGUCAAAGUUCGUCCGCUAGACUUCGAUGCCAUCACAAUUCCAAAGGCGGGCACCUUCUCCUCCGACUUAAAGAACCGGAUCAGAACUAACCUGGACCGCAAGGCGGCCGCCAACAUGGACCGGUCUAAUCUGCCCAUCAACCGGGCCACCGUCAUCCUCAACUCCAUCGGCAGCCUGAGUAAGAUGAAGGGCAGCGCCUGGACCUUCCAGAGGAGCCACAGCCACGAGGGCACCGCCUCGGACCCCGGCUCCUCCUCCUCGCCGCCUCUGACUGUGGCCUUAACCUCUCUGCUCCCGCCCUCCACGCCGCCAUCCUUCUCCUCCUCCGCAGCCUUGGUGCCUUCGACAAAGUUCCACCAGCCGACGUCGAGGAGCAGGAGGAAGUCGGCGCACACGGUGCUCCUCGAGGACGACAGCUCGGACGAACCCAGAAGUCGAGCAGCUCCGGCAGGAGUUGUUGACGACGGACCGAGGUCAAGGGGGAAGAAGAGGCGGCGGCUCUACAAAUCCGAGUCGGAGAGCGUCAGCCCCCCCCCUCCUCUGCCGCUGCAGCCCAAGAGCCACAGCGACAUCCGGCGGCCGCUGGAGGCCAAGCCCUUCCCCGUCGGCAUCCGGACCAUCGGCAGCUUCCACGGCGCCAUGACCAACAGCCGACUCAACCACCACCUCCUGCAGGCGUCGCUCGCCAACCCCGCGGUCCGCAAGCAGGAAGUGCAGACGAUGCACCGGGUCCAGACGACGGUGCACACCAACAUCGCAGCUUUCCGCCAACAGAAACCCGCCCACAGUUCUCCGACGGCGCAGAGAGGCAGGCGGAGGGCUCACAGCUCUCCGGUUUUCUCCCCUCUGGUCGUCGGAGGGGAGAACUACAGUCUGGCCUCGCCGUCAGUGAGGAUCCGCACAGAGGAGAGAGGCAGGGUGCAGUUCAACCGAUUUCACCAUCCGACAAGUAAGCGGCGAGGCCGCCCCAGGAAACACCCGCUGCCCCCCCGGCCUUCCCUGCCCUCGCCAUCCUCCUCGUCCUCCUCUUCCACCUCCUCCGCCUCCUCCUCCUCCGGCUCCUCGUCGUCCUCCUCCUCUGACGAAGAUGACGACGACGAGGAGGAGGAGGAGGGCGGGGCGACGGGCGGGGCGGUGGAGCCGUGCGCGGCGCCGCGCUGCCGGCUGCCCCAGCAGGACACGGUGCAGUGGAUCCAGUGCGACGUGUGCGACGCCUGGUACCACUUGGACUGUCUGCACGUCGACCGCAAGAAGCUCCUGAAGGACCCCAACGCCGACUUCCACUGCGGAUGUUGCUGAGACGAGAGAGACCCAAGUUUGUGACAAGGAAACGUAAUGCUUUCAAGACUAGAAAGUUCCCACAAUUUCCCCCCCCCCCUUAAAUGUUUAUUUUCAUUCAGCCCCACUCGUGCAAAAUCAACAGACCUGUUUCUGUGAAGAUGCUCCUUCUUCUUCUAAUGGCCACGGACCGUGCACAGCUUUUCUCUCCCCCCUGUCAGCAGCUGGCGAGGGCAGGAAAAGAAUUUUCUUUGAUUAUUAUUAUUUUAUUUUUUUUUACAUCCUGAUCUUCCCAACAGUCACACCGCUGCUUCAUAAACCGCUCGCCCACCCCUGUUUCAGGCUUUUGGGAGAAGGAGGCGAACCUGUAAUGAAAUGUCUCCGGUUGGAUUUUUGUUUACGGCUGUGACUGCCUGGAGAGGUGCGGCCAGGGCGGGAAAACGUGAUGAAAUGUUUCCCCGACUACGCUCUGCGCCCCCCGCCCCCCACGGUGGCGGUCGCUGACCACGAGACUGGCAACAUUCAGGAAGAUUUAAUGAAAUGGCUCCGAUCGGGCUGCCGCAGCACGAGUCUAUAAAAGGCACUUCAACUUUCUCGGAUGUCUCGGUGCAGCCGCCGUCACUCUUUUUAGCCACUGGGCCAAUUUGUCGGGGCAGAAUGGAACCUUCAGUGAACAUGAUGUGGUUUGCAUGGCCAACAAAGCCUCAACACCCUUCCUCUCAAAAUAAGACAGCGCCGGGCUGGCGUCUUCUCACCUCGAAAUUGAAUGAAUUGUUUCAGUGCAGCUCGUGUGCCUGUGUGGCGGCGGCAGCAGCUGUCUAGGAGUGGGCGUGUGAUGUUCCAAGACAAUUGAACGCCAGGAAAUGUGUCACCAGGCUUCCAUCGUCGCUGCUGAUGAGAGGCGCUUGAGGGAUGAUAAUCCGAUGAGUGCAGUGGGACUGUCGUGAUAAGACGUCUGAGUGCAGGCUGACGGCGUGGCUGCUGCUGCCGCGGCCGCUUUGAGAGGACUCCUUACCAGUGAAAUGUCAUGAAAUCUCAUCCGCUGAUGUAACGGGAGAAACAGAAUUCAGAAAAUCCUCGUCUCUGACUGGUGGGUUAAGUAGCGGAUGCUUUUAAGAUCUUAUCUUUAUCUCCACCUUUCUUUUUCUUUUU
Molecule: messenger RNA, 3745 nt
Organism: Perca fluviatilis (European perch)
Lineage: Eukaryota; Metazoa; Chordata; Actinopteri; Perciformes; Percidae
Gene: tcf19l
Product: transcription factor 19 (SC1), like
Exons: 6
Coding region: 920-2614 (564 amino acids)
Biological process (GO): regulation of gene expression
Cellular component (GO): nucleus
Molecular function (GO): protein binding
Source: RefSeq, a predicted model, not a curated record